This is a messenger RNA of Racocetra persica, 262 nucleotides long. The record is from the annotation of a GenBank genome assembly. Lineage: Eukaryota; Fungi; Glomeromycota; Glomeromycetes; Diversisporales; Gigasporaceae.
ACAGAAAAAAAAUCACAACUUGUUCUCAACUUAUGGAAUGAGAUUCAAAUAUUAAGAGAGGAAAACAUUGCAGUCCGUAUCGCUUUAUUGGGCAAUCUUAAUACUUUCGGCACAUCACUUACUCAAUACGUGAGAGUACAAGAAGAGUUAAAUGAAGGUGUAAAACUGCCCGCACGUCGCAGAGGAGAAAAUAUAACUAUGAAUGUAAAAAAAAUCAGGGUGAAUGGUCAGGAUUCACAAUUAGACAAUAACAAUGAAGAAG